Molecule: messenger RNA, 1424 nt
Organism: Carassius carassius (crucian carp)
Lineage: Eukaryota; Metazoa; Chordata; Actinopteri; Cypriniformes; Cyprinidae
Gene: gjb1a
Product: gap junction protein beta 1a
Exons: 3
Coding region: 237-959 (240 amino acids)
Biological process (GO): cell communication
Cellular component (GO): connexin complex
Source: RefSeq, a predicted model, not a curated record
GUGAUUGUUGGUCACCUUGUGGGGACUUUUCUUCCGCCAGAUUAAAACUAGAUCAAACAACAUGAGACACAAACACCAAAAUGUGCAUAGUGUAACUAUAUGUAUUUUAUAAACAAAAACAACCAAUAAAGUGUCUGCUGGUGGGUGUAUGCCUUGGAUCUGAUCUGAAUGGUUAAGGACGGGCAGCACAAGCAUCUUUUGUGUGGAGAUGUUUGUAGUGGGAUCUGGAACCAAAAAUGAACUGGGCGUCUUUUUAUGCCGUGAUCAGCGGCGUGAACCGGCAUUCUACCGGCAUUGGGCGGAUUUGGCUGUCUGUCCUCUUCAUUUUCCGGAUCCUGGUUCUGGUGGUGGCGGCGGAGAGCGUGUGGGGCGAUGAGAAAGCACACUUCAUCUGCAACACCCAGCAGCCCGGCUGCAACAGUGUCUGCUAUGACCAUUUCUUCCCCAUCUCUCACAUCCGACUGUGGGCGCUGCAGCUCAUCAUGGUCUCUACCCCCGCCCUGCUGGUUACCAUGCACAUUGCACAUCGUCGGCAUAUCGACAAGAAGUUGUAUCGGCAAGCUGGCCGCACCAGUCCAAAAGACUUAGAGCAGAUAAAAAACCAAAAGAUGAAGAUUACUGGCGCCCUUUGGUGGACAUAUAUGAUCAGUCUGCUGUUCCGUGUGUUAUUCGAAUCUGCCUUUAUGUAUCUGUUCUACAUGAUUUACCCAGGAUACAAGAUGUUCCGGCUGGUAAAGUGUGACUCGUACCCGUGCCCAAACAUAGUCGACUGCUUUGUGUCCCGACCAACAGAGAAAACAGUGUUCACUAUAUUCAUGCUUGCUGUGUCCGGCAUCUGCAUCCUGCUCAACAUCGCAGAAAUCGUCUUUCUUGUGGCAAGGGCAACAAGUCGUCAUCUCAAUAACUCCAAGGAUUCCCCAGUGGGGGCCUGGAUCUCUCAGAAACUGUGCUCCUUUUAGAAGCGCUGGUCCUCUCACUCUCCGAAACCUACAUAGGCUAUUUCACAAAAACACUUAAUGUUAAUGAGGGCUAAAGUCAUUGAUCGUGUUUUUUAAAUUUUAUAACUCAGAACACUUUUUAAAAUGUGUAGGCCUACAUAAUAUUACUCCACACAAUUUUAGAGCAAUAUUGAAAUAAAUUCACACUGCUGUAUGAAAUGAUAUACUCAUAUUGUCCCUAAAAACAAUGCAAUAAAAAUGUUAUAUUUGAUGAAAAAGAUUAGAUUUAACACAUUUUGUUUUGCAAAUGGCAACAAAAAUGAGUUUGUAAGAAAGAUGUUCCAAUUUAUUCAUCAGCUGUACUUUAUCUUGUAGAUCAGGGGGCCUCGCCAAACUGGGUUCCAAAAAACAUUUAAAUGUACUUAUAUUAACAUAAUCUUAAUUGAAAAUGCUAAAAAACUAAAAAAUAAAGAUGUACAACAUUAA